GUUUCAACCUCCAGAGGAGAGGAAUGGAACGCUCCAGGAACUCCAUCCUCCUGCCGUGGAGCGAAGAAAAGUUUCUUAAAGCUGAGAAAAAGUCGGAAGAAAUGACAGACAUAUUUUGAGUAAUUAUGGCGACGGCGGUCAGACUCAGAGGGAAGGAGCUGGGGGAAGUCGACAUAUGUGACGGCGCCGUGUUUGUCCACUCGGAUGAGUUUUCGGGCUUCCAGCAGUGGACGAGUCCCUCUGAGCAGCUCCGCGGGGACACGUCCUCCCCUGCCGGCUCCUCCACGGCCGCCCGAAGGAGCGGCAGGGCCGAGUGGCCGGGGGAUGACGUCACAGGUGGCCGCGCCUCCAUCGUGGACUGUCUGCUGGUGGAACUUUAUGAGACCUACAGCGGAGGCAGCAGGAGGAACCUGGACAGCUGGGACAGCUCCACGGAGGCGUCCGGCUCAGACGCCUUCCUGGGCCGGAGUAACUCCGGGUCCAGCUUCCUCCAGGAGCUCCAGGAGAAGCACACCAGGAGGCUCCAGGUCAACUACCUCGCCCAGAAAGCGCCCGAGGAGCUGCGGUCAAUCAUCCAGGAGGUCCGAUACCGCACGGCCCUGCAGUCGGCAAAGCUAAUACGGCAUCUGAAGAGACGAGACCGACUCUGCCACAAACUGCAGAAGAAUUAUGACAUUAUCACAGCGUGUCUUCAGGCGGUCUCACAAAAACGACGAGUUGACACGAGGCUGAAGUUUACUAUUGAGCCAUCGCUGGGAAAAAAUGGAUUCCAGCAGUGGUAUGAUGCCCUUAAAGCAGUUGCUAGACUCCCUACAGGAAUCCCUAAAGAGUGGAGGAAGAGGGUGUGGUUAACGCUAGCCGACCACUAUCUCCACAGUAUCUCUAUUGACUGGGAGAAGACACUUCGCUUUGCGUUUAAUGAACGCAGCAAUCCAGAUGAUGACUCCCUCGGCAUCCAAAUCGUCAAGGACCUGCACAGGACAGGCUGCAGUUCUUACUGUGGCCAAGAGGGGGAGCAAGACAGGGUGGUGCUUAAGCGAGUGCUUCUGGCGUAUGCCCGCUGGAAUAAAACUGUGGGAUACUGUCAAGGAUUCAACGUGCUGGCUGCACUCAUACUGGAGGUUACAGAAGGCAGUGAGAGCGACGCACUGAAGGUGAUGAUCUACCUGAUUGAUAAAGUUCUGCCGGAGAGUUACUUUGCCAACAAUCUGCGAGCGCUGUCAGUGGACAUGGCUGUGUUUAGAGACCUGCUGAGGCUGAAGCUGCCCAGACUGUCCCAGCACCUCCACCACCUGCAGAAAGCUGCCAACAGGGAGGCCGGAGGCAGCUAUGAGCCUCCGCUGAUAAACGUCUUCACUAUGCAGUGGUUCUUGACCAUGUUCGCCACCUGCCUGCCGGCGCCAACUGUGCUUAAGAUCUGGGACUCUGUUUUCUUUGAAGGGUCAGAGGUGCUGUUUCGGGUUGGCCUUGCCAUAUGGGAGAGACUGGGAGAGAGAAUUGAGUACUGUCAGACAGCAGAUGAGUUCUACAGCACCAUGGGCUGUCUGACACAGGAGAUGCUGGAGCACAGCCUCAUCGAUCCAGCUGAUCUCAUGCAGGAAGUUUACUCCAUGGCGGUGUUUCCGUUCCCCCAGCUGGCUGAGCUGAGAGAGAAGUACACCUACAACAUCACGCCGUUCCCUACCUCAAUCAAAUCGAACGGAAGUGGUAUCGGCAGCUGGGAGAGCGAUGACGAUGCUGAAAUGGACGAUGAAGACUCGUUUGUGACGGCGCUCGGGUGUCUGGGGCCCCUCGGUGGCCUGCUGGCCCCUGAGCUGCAGAGAUACCAGAAACAUCUCAAAGAUCAGAGAGGCGAGCAGGGGAACAUUGCAGAGCUGAGCCCAGGAGCCGUGGGAGCUGUCGGAAGUGCAAAGGCGGAGCACCAAGCAGCCAUCAACAGCAUGAUGAUGGAGAGGAUGAGCACCGACAUCAGCGCGCUGAAGAAGCAGUACGCUCGCAUCAAGAGGCGGCAGCAGCAGCAGGCUAUGCAGCUCUACAUCCACACAGGACACAGACCUGAAGUGGCAACAAGUCCAGAAGUUCUUCAGGACCGUCGCAUCAAGCACCAAGACAACGCUGAUGAUAAGUGCCCUGCCACACGUGUGCUGGCCUCCCAGCUCAACCCUUCCAACACGGUCAUCAACCACCUCCUCCUUGGUCGGAAGCCCCGCGGUGCUCCCGCCACUUCCAGACCCACGUUUGCAUCUCCGUCGUCUCUCUCAGGGGCCCGAGCCGCUGCUUUCCCACACGCCCAGGGCUCCCCAGCCAGGCAGUGCACCGGUUCGGUGUCCUCCAACACCGGGCCACCGAGGAGCUCCGGAGGAAGCGCGGGAUCACCCUGGCGUGCUUAUGUCCGGGUUCACUGCCAGAAUGUCGCCAGGGCCCGAGCCCAACUGGGCUUUGGAGGUCCUGAGGGAGCAGAAGAAGAGGAAGGAUCUGUGAUAAUGAAGACUGGAGAGGAAGCAGAAGAGAAGAAAGAGGGUGAAAACCAAAAUCGAGGCAGAAGUGACGCGUCGCUGUCACGUGGUUCGUCUCUUACGGGGUCAGCUUCUGAAGAACCUUCUCCAGAGGAAGAAGAUGAAGCCAUGAAGCGUUUGGGCUCUCUGGAUCUUGAUGCUGAGUCGGGCCUCACCUCCUCAAACUCUUCAGCAUCCUCUCCACCGGCGCACCGGGUUCCUCUCCUCCUCCCUCCACCGCCAUCUUCACACAGAAACCAAGAGUCCAACACGUCCGGUUCUGAAACAAACUCUGCCUCUGACGGACUGUGUCCCAUCACUGCUCCGUCGUCCUGUCACUCCUGCAUCAUGUCUCCCUCUCAGUCCACCACCAGCCCGUCCCCGCUUCCCUCAUCUGUUAGCCCCUCCUCCUCACCAACUCCGCCCUCCUCCUCAGCCCCAGAAUCCACUUCCUGCCUCCAGACAUCUGGAUCAGCCAAUGAUGCCUUGACUCUUUCUCUCCCCUCCUCCUCCGCCUUACACAUCCUGUCUUCACCCUCUGUUCCCUCACUCUCCUCAUCCUGCAGUAAAUCCUGCCUUGCCUCCUCUCAGUCCACUCCGGUGUCGUUGUCGUGCUCCUCCCCUCAGCAGCAGCAGCUCUUCUCACCGUUCCCGUGCAUAAAGCAGCCCAAGAAGUCUGCAGCGGCGAGGAACCUCGGCCUGUACGGGCCCACGUCCAGAACCCCCACUGUGCACUUCCCUCAGCUCAGCCGCAGCCUCCACCGCAGUGGUGCCGCCGCCACCGGGAGGCGCUGAAACCCUGCAGCUGUAUCUACAGUUGUGUCCAUAAGUAUUCGGACAGAAGUUACUGUUACUUUAGCUGCACAUCAUAGGAACAUAAGAAGGUUGUCCUCAGAGUUGACUGUGUGUUUUUUUGGACCGACAGAGUUGAAACAGUAAAAUGGCGUCGAAUCAGAAAUGUGUUAAAGCACAGUCAUCAAAAACACUGUUCAGCCAUCUUGACCACGCUCCGUUCAUUUAUACCUUCAAGUAGAGUUGACUUUAAAUGAUGAUGCAGCUGAUUUGAUACUGUUUAUUCAUGGUCCAUUCACUGAUUUGACACUCUGUUCAGAGUUGAUAUAACACUGUUCUGAAAUCACCAAAUACAGUUUUUCUCCUUUUGAA
Thalassophryne amazonica is the source of this 3659-nucleotide messenger RNA. It is a transcript of the gene tbc1d30, whose product is annotated as TBC1 domain family, member 30. NCBI's taxonomy places the organism in Eukaryota, Metazoa, Chordata, Actinopteri, Batrachoidiformes, Batrachoididae. The coding region runs from base 126 to 3290 and encodes 1054 amino acids. The record is from RefSeq and is a predicted model, not a curated record. The transcript is spliced from 15 exons. Gene Ontology annotation, cellular component: endoplasmic reticulum.